Messenger RNA from Daucus carota subsp. sativus, 3368 nucleotides. RefSeq names its product dynamin-2A. The transcript is spliced from 21 exons. The record is from RefSeq and is a predicted model, not a curated record. The coding region runs from base 274 to 3027 and encodes 917 amino acids. Gene Ontology annotation, cellular component: microtubule; cytoplasm; membrane. Gene Ontology annotation, molecular function: microtubule binding; GTPase activity; GTP binding. Lineage: Eukaryota; Viridiplantae; Streptophyta; Magnoliopsida; Apiales; Apiaceae.
GCAUAACAACUGCUCGCUAUAUACUUUUACACCCAAUUUCUAGAGAUAGAAACACAGUUUAGAGCGAGAGAGCAAAGCUUAUUUCAAAAUUCACAACCUCCAAUUUUCCUGUAAACCUAGAUUCUCUCUCUCUCUCUCUCUCUCUCUCUCUCUCUCCCCCUGGCUCUCUCUGAACUAGAUCGAAUUAAUUUUGAUUUUUAACUUAAUUGAUUUAGAUUAGACUUAUUUGAUCUCGAUUUAGAUCGAAUUGUUUGAGAAAUUGUUGAUUAAGUGAUGGAGGCGAUCGAUGAGUUAUCUCAGCUCUCCGAUUCGAUGCGGCAAGCUGCUGCGGUGCUGGCGGAUGAGGAUGUGGAUGAGAGUUCUAGAUCGUCGAGGCGGAGUUCGACGUUUAUGAAUGUCGUUGCGCUUGGAAAUACUGGUGCGGGUAAAUCAGCCGUUUUGAACAGUCUAAUCGGACAUCCUGCUUUGCCAACUGGUGAAGGUGGUGCAACACGUGCUCCAAUAUGCAUCGAUUUAAAAAGAGAUGAUUCUUUAAGCAGCAAAUCAAUUGUUUUGCAGAUCGAUAGUAAAUCUCAACCAGUUUCUGCAAGUGCACUACGACAUUCUUUACAGGAUAGGCUCAGCAAAAACUCAAGUAAGAAUGAUGAGAUAUAUCUGAAGCUUCGAACAAGUACAGCUCCUCCGUUGAAACUGAUUGAUUUGCCUGGAGUAGAAAAAGGUGAUUCAGUGAGCAAAUAUGCCGAGCACAGUGAUGCAAUAUUAUUAGUUAUUAUACCUGCUUCACAAGCACCAGAUGUUUCCUCUGCAAAAGCCCUGAGAAUUGCAAAAGAAUACGAUGGAGAUAGUACAAGAACCAUUGGCGUGAUUAGUAAGAUAGAUCAAGCAUCUUCAGAACCAAAGGUUCUUGCAGCUGUUCAGGCUCUGCUUUUGAACCAGGGACCACGCAGUACUUCCGACAUACCUUGGGUUGCGCUGAUUGGUCAGUCUGUUUCUAUAGCGUCUGCACAGUCCGGAACUGUUGGAUCUGAUAAUUCACUAGAAACUGCUUGGCGUGCUGAGAGUGAAAGUCUUAAGUCGAUUUUAGUGGGAGCUCCUCAAAGUAAGCUUGGUAGACUAGCACUAGUGGAAACCCUUGCUCAACAAAUCCGGAAGCGUAUGAGCAUCAGGCUCCCAAACCUUCUAUCUGGGCUGCAGGGUAAGUCUCAAGUAGUGAAAGAUGAAUUAGUAAAGCUUGGUGAACAAAUGGUUAGUAGCUCUGAAGGCACAAAGGCCUUGGCGUUGGAGCUUUGCCGUGAAUUCGAGGAUAGAUUUCUACAACAUAUUACAACCGGUGAGGGUAGUGGAUGGAAGGUGGUUGCUAGUUUUGAGGGGAACUUUCCUAAUAGAAUUAAACAGCUCCCUCUAGACAGACAUUUUGACAUGAACAACGUCAAGAGGGUUGUUUUAGAAGCAGAUGGUUAUCAACCUUAUCUGAUAUCUCCUGAGAAAGGUCUAAGAUCUUUGAUAAAGGGUGUUUUAGAAAUGGCUAAAGAACCAUCCCGCCUUUGUGUUGAUGAGGUGCAUCGGGUACUCGUGGAUAUAGUCUCAGCUUCUGCAAAUGCUACCCCAGGGCUAGGAAGAUAUCCUCCUUUUAAGAGAGAGGUUGUGGCAAUUGCAACUACUGCUCUGGAAGGGUUUAAAACUGAAGCAAAAAACAUGGUUGUGGCACUUGUUGAUAUGGAACGUGCAUUUGUCCCUCCACAACACUUCAUCCGUCUGGUGCAGAGGAGGAUGGACAGGCAGAGGCGGGAAGAUGAGCUGAAAAACCGCGGUUCAAAAAGGGCAGUUGACGCGGAGCAGUCUAGUUCGAAUAGGGCAACUAGUCCUCAAACAGGAGGCCAACAACAAAGCGGCGGAGCAUUGAAAUCAUUGAAGGACAAGUUGAGUCGUUCAGAAAAGGAUUCACCAGAGACACCAGCCUUGAAGACCGCAGGUUCAGAAGGGGAGAUAACAGCAGGAUUUCUGCUGAAGAAAAGCACAAAGACGGAUGGAUGGAGUAGAAAAUGGUUCGUUUUAAACGAGAAAACUGGAAAGCUUGGAUACACCAAGAAACAGGAGGAGCGUCACUUCCGUGGAGUCAUUACUUUGGAGGAUUGUGUUAUUGAAGAUGCUUCCGAGGAAGAAGAACCCCCAUCAAAAGAACCCCCAUCAAAAAGUUCCAAGGAUAAAAAAGCAAAUGGUCCAGAUGCUGGAAAACCAAAUCUUGUUUUCAAGAUAACUAACAAGGUUGCAUAUAAGACGGUGUUGAAAGCUCAUAGUGCUGUUCUGUUAAAGGCUGAGAGCAUGGCAGACAAAGUUGAGUGGUUGAACAAGUUAAGAAAAGUGAUUGGAGUUAAAGGAGGCCAAGCGAAGGGUGAAAAUGGUACUCCUAUGAGACAAAGUCUCUCUGAUGGUUCUCUUGACACAAUGGCCAGAAGACCUGCAGACCCGGAAGAGGAACUCAGAUGGAUGGCCCAAGAAGUACGAGGUUAUGUUGAAGCUGUACUGAACAGCCUGGCUGCUAAUGUCCCAAAAGCUGUUGUUCUUUGCCAAGUAGAGAAAGCUAAGGAAGACAUGCUUAACAAGUUGUACAGUUCUGUAAGCUCCCAAAGUACAGCAAGGAUUGAAGAGCUGCUCAUGGAGGACCAGAAUGUAAAGCACAGAAGGGAGCGUUAUCAGAAACAAUCCUCCCUGCUUUCAAAACUUACGAGGCAACUUAGUAUCCAUGACAACCGAGCAGCCGCUGCCUCCAGUUUGUCUGGCGAUACCCCUGAAAGUAGCCCAAGGACCAAUGGGCCUUCAGCAGGUGAUGAUUGGAGAUCUGCUUUUGAUGCUGCUGCUAAUGGUCGUUCAGAUUCAUUUGGUAAUUCUUCAAGAACAGGUUCCAAUGGUCAUAGUCGUGAUCCUGCAGAAAAUGGUGAUGCAGACUCAGGUUCAAACCCUGGUGGCCGGCGCACCCCUAAUCGAUUACCACCUGUGCCUCCGUCUGGCUCUGGAUAUAGGUUUUAAACUUAAAAGUCUUAAUUAUACGAUGAGCUGGCUUCUUGCAUUCUUGCACUGUAGGUGUUCUGUCCUGCCUGCCUGCCUUUAUAGAGUUUCUUCCAGCCCAAAUUAUGCUUGAGUAGGUUUUGUAUAAUUUUACUAGUUUGUUUUUUGAAUAGACACAGUGAGGUUUUUAUCUCUCGGACCUUGUGCUUGCGGUUGUGGGGCUGUAAAUGUAUCUUUAUGUUCAGUUAAAUUUCCCCCUUCUUGGGGGCCUUCACCAUCAUUUAGAAAUAUUAUUGAAACGCUUUGGUUGUAUAUUUAGAAAAUAUUAUUAAAUCGAAAUAUAAUUUUGGAUAUUACUAGCA